Molecule: messenger RNA, 1917 nt
Organism: Amaranthus tricolor (Joseph's coat)
Lineage: Eukaryota; Viridiplantae; Streptophyta; Magnoliopsida; Caryophyllales; Amaranthaceae
Product: phosphatidylinositol:ceramide inositolphosphotransferase 1-like
Exons: 12
Coding region: 426-1409 (327 amino acids)
Biological process (GO): ceramide biosynthetic process
Cellular component (GO): trans-Golgi network; endoplasmic reticulum membrane; Golgi membrane
Molecular function (GO): inositol phosphoceramide synthase activity; ceramide cholinephosphotransferase activity; sphingomyelin synthase activity
Source: RefSeq, a predicted model, not a curated record
CCUUUUUUGCCAAUUCAACUGUCUCUCCGUGUUCAACUCCAACAAUUUAACUUCCAGGUUCAAGCAGCCAGAUGUGACGAUUCUUUUUUUUUUUUUUUUGUUCUUCAAUGAGAGAAAAUAUAUUAUAAAAAGCGUCAAAAUUAAUCAUACACCAAUAGCGUUAGAAUUACAGAUUCAUUUUCUUUCUUCCUCCAUUGUUGAGUGAAAAAACUAUUAUUCAUACUCACAAUUUCUGAUUUAUUUUUUAAAAUUUUUCGAAUUUUAUUUGUUAGCGAAAAUUAGGGUUUCCAGUGAAUUAAAAAUUUCAAUCGUUUAUGUUCUUCAUUUUAGCGGUGUUUCUACGACCGAUCUCAUAGUUUUGAAAUUGAACAAAAGAUUUGAAGAAAAAUAUUGGAGUUUGGUGGUUGUGAAAAGAAGAUGUUGGUAUGUUUAAAUUAUUAUGGCCUUGGUUGUUAAUUUCUUUAAAGAUGUCGCUUUAUAUCGGUCGCGAAGCUUCAAAGCUAUGGAAGAGAUUUUGUGCAGAAGUAUCAACCGAAAUCAAUCUUCUUGCCGAAAAUUGGAAGUACAUUCUCGGAGGUCUUAUUUUUCAGUACAUACAUGGUCUGGCUGCACGAGGCGUUCAUUACAUACAUCGCCCUGGUCCAACACUUCAGGAUGCCGGCUUCUUCCUUCUUCCAGAGCUUGGACAAGACAAGGCUUACAUUAGUGAAACUGUUUUUACUACCAUCUUUUUAUCAUUUUUCCUGUGGACUUUUCAUCCAUUCAUCCUCAAAAGUAAAAAGAUUUACACUGUUCUGGUGUGGUGCAGGGUCCUUGCUUUUCUAGUUGCAUCACAAUUUCUUAGGAUCAUCACAUUCUAUUCAACACAGCUACCUGGUCCAAACUACCACUGUCGUGAGGGUUCAAAGCUUGCAACUCUUCCCCCUCCGCACAGAGCAAUUGAGGUCUUUUUGAUCAACUUUCCUCGUGGGGUUCUCUAUGGAUGUGGCGACCUGAUUUUCUCGUCGCAUAUGAUCUUUACACUUGUUUUCAUUAGGACAUAUCAUAAAUAUGGCACUAAGAGGUGGAUUAAGCAAUUGGGCUGGCUACUUGCGGUGGUCCAGAGUUUAUUGAUCAUUGCUUCACGCAAACAUUAUACAGUAGAUGUUGUUGUAGCAUGGUAUACGGUCAAUCUGGUUGUUUUCUUUGUCGAUAAAACCCUUCCUGAAAUUCCCGAUCGGUCUAGUGCCGGUGCAUCUCUCUUGCUGCCUGUGAGCAACAAAGACAAGGAUAGCUGGAACAAAGAGGAAAACCACAAACUCAUGAAUGGAAACUCCGUCGAUCCCAUGGAUAGGAGGCAAAGAAAUGGAAUGAACGGCAAGAUUCUAGAGGAUGGACAUGCAAUUCAUAGUGAAAGUAACGGCGCUUAAACUUGCCCGAGGAAUCUAGUUUCGAGCUUUGGAGGUUGAAUCGUUUUGUUCCUAUUGGAUAAAUUGCAUUUUAAAAGAAGAAUGAAAUUUUGUUUACUGGGUUUAAGCAUUAAUUAACUCACAUUGUAGAUUUUAUUAUGUAUAAAGUUUCAUUUUUUUUCCAAGCAUUUCAGCCUUUUAGAUCAGUAAAAGCAAAAAGAAAAGAAAUCAAAUCCUGUGUUGUGAAUACUUUUCAGUUUUCAGUACUUCAGCCAGUGCAUAGAUCACAGCGUUUCAGUUGGCCUUGUUAGCCAUGCAUGUGAGCAAGUAGAGUAGAUUCCUUUUCCAAGUGACUGGUUGGCUAAAACCCUUCGCCGAGUGAACAAGAGAAUAUAGGAGUGCUUAUCGAGAAUCAAACCCAGAUCUUUUUCGGGGAAAGUUGUACUUGUACAUGUUCUAAUUGAAACAUUUGAUUCUUCUGAUUGCUUUGUUCUAUUAACGUGAUAAUUUUUUUUUCUCGAGGUCCAAA